Messenger RNA from Nelumbo nucifera (sacred lotus), 363 nucleotides. RefSeq names its product auxin-responsive protein SAUR21-like. Gene Ontology annotation, biological process: response to auxin. NCBI's taxonomy places the organism in Eukaryota, Viridiplantae, Streptophyta, Magnoliopsida, Proteales, Nelumbonaceae. The record is from RefSeq and is a predicted model, not a curated record.
AUGCCAAACAAAUUCUUCGGGUUCGACGACAAAGGUAUCUUCACCGCACUAGACAACAAUCGUUGUCUUCAUCGAUCAUCAUCGUCGACAGCAGAAAUAACAACAAAGGAUGUUCCCAGGGGUCACUUUGCCGUUUACGUUGGAGAGAACCAGACUAAGCGAUUUGUGGUUCCGAUUUCUCUCUUUAAGCAUCCCUUAUUCCAUGACUUGUUGAAGCGGGCUGAGGAAGAAUUUAGCUUUCAUCCUCCAAUGGGUGGUCUUACUAUUCCUUGCAACGAAGGCGCCUUCAUCCAUCUGACUUCUCACUUGAAUGGCUACUCAAUGGAGUACGUACGCAGCAGCAAAUUUGUAAACAGAAAUUGA